CCGUUGCAAAUCAUUUUUACUUUGUAUCAGUUCUCACUUGGGACGAAGAGGAUUAAUGUUAAGGAUCAGUUCUUCAUAAAACAGCAUCAGUUUACCUCCUGUGCAGACAGCAUCAUCACUGAUUAUAAUGGGCUCUAUUGUCAUUUGUUACGUGUAGACACGGUGUUACUUUCACUUUAACUUUAACUUGGCGUCAUUUUGGAAGAGUCAGGCACGUCUGUUUGAGUCUACACUGGAUUUUUUCUAAAAACUGGUGAAAAUGAAGUUUCCGUUUAUACUGCUGUCAGUCUGCUUGUUUUUUCCGGAUCAUGGUGGGUCUGCCAUUGAGAUAGAUGGAGUGUCUGUGUUUGUGAUGGAGGGAGAUUCAGUCACUCUACUCACUGGUAUUAAGAAAAACCAAGAAAACAGAAUCAGAUGGUACUGUAAUGACACUCGCAUCGCUCAAAUCAGUGGGGAUCCCAGUAAGACCUGUACAAAUGUUCAGUGUAAUGAAGGUACUGAGAGAUUCAGAGACAGACUGAAGCUGGAUCAUCAGACUGGAUCUCUGACCAUCACAAACAUCACAUCCACAGACUCUGGAGUUUAUCAACUGAAGCUCUUCAGCAGCAACAGCAUCAGUGAAAAGACCUUCAGUGUAUCUGUCCAUGGUGUUUCUGCUGCUGAACGAGAGAAGAUGAAAAGAAAGUCAGUGAAGGAGGGAGAAUCUGUUACUUUAGAUCCUGGUGUAAUAAAACAACCAAAUCAUGUAAUGACGUGGUAUUUUAAUGACGCUCUCAUCGCUGAAAUCACUGGAGAUCCCAACAAGACCUGCACAGAUUUUCAUUGUCAUGAGAGAUUCAGAGACAGACUGCAGCUGGAUCAUCAGUCUGGAUCUCUGACCAUCAGGAGCAUCAGAAUCACAGACUCUGGAGUUUAUGAACUUAAGAUCAGCAGCAGCCUCCUUCGUCGCCGCCGCAGCAUCAGCCGUGUAAAGAGCUUUGAUGUUACUGUCAUCAAUUCAGGUCUGUCUCCAGGUACUGUAGCUGGACUAUCUGUUAUUGUUCUUCUUAUGGUGACUGCAGCUAUAGCUGUUGGUGUGAUUUUCUAUCGCCGCGAGAGCUCCAGAGAUGGUCACGUGAGUGUGCCAACCCAACAGGAUUAGAUGGGCAGUCCCUACUGAAGCAUUAUUCCCACUGAUCCAUCUUUCCCAAAAAUACCUAACGAUAAAUAACUUUUAAAAUCACCUGUUACUGGAAGUUUACACAGCUCUGUUACAGUUGCAGGCUUUUAAGAUGU
Labeo rohita (rohu) is the source of this 1275-nucleotide messenger RNA. RefSeq names its product carcinoembryonic antigen-related cell adhesion molecule 1-like. The record is from RefSeq and is a predicted model, not a curated record. Bases 260 to 1141 code for a protein of 293 amino acids. The transcript is spliced from 5 exons. Lineage: Eukaryota; Metazoa; Chordata; Actinopteri; Cypriniformes; Cyprinidae.